GCUUAGAGAUAUUGCCCUGUCAUCUUGUGGCUACUAUUUUAGCUUUUUAUUUCCCCUUCCAAGACAGUCCUGCUGAUAUACAGGGAGCCAAGGUGUAUGUCAAUUACAUGCCGUUUUCAGGAGAUAUAGAUGCUCGAAUCGCACUCUCUAAAUCCUUUUAGAACCUUAUUUACUUCUUCCAUCUUCUGGACAGCUCGUUAGCCAUCAACCUUUAAAUCUGUCAAUCAUUAACAGAGCUUCCAUCGCAGCUAGAUUAAGCCUCCCCAAACCAACCUUGUUCUAGCAACUUUGUUUGCACAUCAACUCCAAAAUGCUUUCCAAUCCCCUUCAUCGUUUCUCGGCGUAUAAUACUAUGCCCUCGAACAAUAUGUUGUCUAACGGACACUUACCGUCCAGUCAUAUGCACACUUCAGGCUUAGACACUCUUGCUCAUGGCUCACAAUAUGCUAUCUCACAGCUUCACCAACAGCAAGUGGACAUUCGUCAAAACUCACAGAGUCACAGAAAUGCUACUUCAAAACAUCGUCAGCAUCCUUAUGCAAUGGGAAUGCCAGGAGGCAACGCUACACCUGCCAGAGCGACCGGGAAUUCUGGACCAAUUCGAAGAAGAAUUAGCAGAGCUUGCGAUCAGUGUAAUCAACUCAGGACUAAAUGCGAUGGUCAAAGUCCCUGCGCUCAUUGUGUCGAAUUUGGACUAGGAUGCGAGUAUAUUCGUGAACGAAAAAAGCGAGGAAAAGCUUCCCGAAAAGAUCUUGCACAACAAGCAGCCGCUGCCGCUGCUGCCAAUGGACAAAAGUCGCCUACUGAUCAAUCGUCCGAAGAGAGAUCGCCAGUGGAGUCCCGCAAUGAUCCAUCUUCCGCCAUUUCCAUGACAAACGAAAAUGUUGAAUUCCCACGACAUACACCAUCUAGGUCUUUAAGUCUUAACACAGCCGCCGUUGAAAAGCCUUCAGCUCGAGAAUUGAUGAAAGGAAGAAUUCGUGCCGGUAGUCUCGAAAGCCUCACAGAAGUACCAUCCCAAGGACAUCCGCCCCACGUUAGCCGCGCAGACGUCGAUCAAAUCGGCAGUCCUGGGUCCCUGAAUUUACAUGGCUAUUCAAGCAUGCACGGUUACCGCUCUACUUUAAAUCCCCACAUGAUGAACGGCAGUGGCAGUCAUGCAAACUUUAACACGUCGCAGACCGGUUAUUCAGAUCUACCCUAUGCUAUACAGGGCCAAAGCCCGCCUAAUUUUACGGGUAAUACCCAAGGUCAGUUUCGUUUAGCCGAAAGCCCUUUGACCGGUUUUCCUAUGGGCUCUGAGGCCCCUUCACCCGGUGGGUGGAUGUCAUUACCCUCUCCUUCAAACCAGUACCAACACGUGACACAUCAGAACUUCAAUGCGCCUCUACGAUAUCCCGUGCUACAGCCAUUGGUACCUCACCUUGGCAGUAUCAUCCCCAUACCUUUAGCUUGUGAUUUACUCGAAUUAUAUUUCGCAAGCUCGUCAUCAGCUUUGAUGCACCCUACCUCUCCUUAUAUUCUCGGUUACGUCUUUCGCAAACACUCGAUACUUCACCCCACGAAACCUCGGCAAUGUACGCCUGCCUUACUUGCUAGCAUUUUAUGGGUUGUGGCACAAACUAGUGACGCAGCUUUUCUAACAGCCAGUCCAUCAUCUCGUGGACGAAUUUGUCAAAAGUUACUCGAACUUACUGUCGGUCUCCUUAAACCUCUUAUUCAUGGAACGUCCGGAAGCAACGAAUCUGCUUCCAAUUUUUCUAAUACUGUCAUUAAUGGCGUGGCGCUGGGUGGUCUUGGUGUAGCGAUGCCCGGUUCGGUAUCUACAGAUGCACUGAAUGAAACAGGUGCUUUUGGUGCAGCGGGAACUCUUGACGAUGUUAUAACUUAUAUUCAUCUCGCCACUGUCGUUUCCGCUAGUGAGUACAAAGGAGCGAGCCUGCGUUGGUGGAAUGCGGCUUGGUCAUUGGCUCGUGAACUUAAAUUAGGAAGGGAAUUACCCCACCAUCCAGCACCAAUGGCUCCAGAACAACCAAAUGAAGGAGCCAAUGAUGUGGAUGCUGACGGAGAAGAUGAUGAUGAAUUACCUCGAACUCCAGGAUCGAUAACCGAAGAAGAGAGAGAAGAAAGGAGAAGGAUAUGGUGGCUUUGUUAUACCGUGGACAGGCACCUCGCAUUAUGUUACAACAGGCCACUCUUUCUGUUAGAUAUAGAAUGUGAUGGUCUUCUCCAGCCAAUGGAUGAUGCAUUAUGGCAGGCUGGAGAAUACUAUACUGGUGAUUCAAGCAUUCAUAUUACUUCCCCUUCGGGCACUCAUCGUAUACGGACGCGCGGACCUAACUUUGAGUGUACUGGACAUAGUAUAUUCGGAUACUUCCUACCCCUAAUGACGAUCCUCGGCGAGAUCGUAGAUCUCUACCACGCCAAAAACCAUCCUCGAUUCGGCAUUGGCUUUCGUUCUGCUCGCGAGUGGGAUGAUCAUGCUAAUGAAAUCGCAAAACAACUCGAUGCCUAUGGUCAAAGUCUACGAAAUUUCGAAUCCGAACAAAUUCCUCCCUUGCCGGAUGAUCAAACUGAAAACAUGGAAGGCAACAAUUCAUCCUCUUCACCAAAUAAAACUCUCGAACGCAACGAUGCCGGCUCUCCUUCAGUUCAUUCAGUUCACACCGUAUCCUCAAGUCACGUCUCCGAAGCCAAUAUCCAAACGCGGAUUGUGGUGGCUUAUGGUACACAUGUCAUGCAUGUUCUUCACAUCUUAUUAACGGGAAAAUGGGACCCAAUUUCUUUACUUGACGAUAACGACCUAUGGAUCUCGUCGCAAAGUUUCAUCAACGCGACAGGUCAUGCUGUUAGUGCAGCAGAAGCCAUAAAUAACAUUUUGGAAUAUGAUCCCGGGUUGGAGUUUAUGCCGUUUUUCUUUGGUGUGUAUUUGUUGCAGGGUAGCUUUCUGUUGUUACUCAUUGCCGAUAAACUUCAGGUCGAAGCAUCACCCAGCGUGGUAAAAGCCUGUGAAACCAUCGUCCGAGCCCACGAAGCCUGUGUCGCGACGCUGAAUACAGAAUACCAGCGCAAUUUCCGCAAAGUAAUGCGCUCAGCACUCGCACAGGUGCGCGGCCGUAUCCCAGAAGACUUCAACGAGCAACAGUUGAAACGGAGAGAAGUGCUCUCUCUAUAUCGUUGGACGGGCGAUGGAACGGGUUUAGCUUUAUGAUUUUUUCCUUGCUUCUUCUUUUCUCUCUCUCUCUUGAUGUGUUUGCGCUUUUACUUUCUCACAGUGCGCGAUGAAUUGGACGGAAUGGGACGGGACGGGAUAGGCAGGGAAGGCAAGGGAUGGAUAUCGGACUGGGAACAUGAAUAUGAAUAUGGAUCUUGGAGACCCCCUACUGGAAACCUGAAAAUGGAACGGGCAAGAAAAGAAACGGAAAGGAAAGGAAAGGAAAUUCAUGAAAUGGACAGGAAAUCACGACAUGGCAUUCAAAGAAAACAGAGAUUUGAUGACCUGGAGUUGGAUGUGUGUGUGUGUUUUUUAUAUACAUAAAUCUUACUCGAUGCAGAUAUAUAUAUGAUCUUUUCUGGUGUUUAUGAUUCAAAUGUAUAUAUAUACUAUGUAAAAUCCUUUCCUGCCUAUUUUCACUUUGUAUCUGCGUUGGAUUUUGAAAUUGAGA
This is a messenger RNA of Botrytis cinerea B05.10, 3665 nucleotides long. RefSeq names its product BcxlnR (gene BcxlnR). Bases 311 to 3211 code for a protein of 966 amino acids. The transcript is spliced from 4 exons. NCBI's taxonomy places the organism in Eukaryota, Fungi, Ascomycota, Leotiomycetes, Helotiales, Sclerotiniaceae. The record is from RefSeq and is a predicted model, not a curated record. Gene Ontology annotation, molecular function: zinc ion binding; DNA-binding transcription factor activity, RNA polymerase II-specific; DNA binding. Gene Ontology annotation, biological process: regulation of DNA-templated transcription; DNA-templated transcription.